This is a messenger RNA of Fonsecaea monophora, 1308 nucleotides long. RefSeq lists its product as hypothetical. The coding region runs from base 1 to 1308 and encodes 435 amino acids. NCBI's taxonomy places the organism in Eukaryota, Fungi, Ascomycota, Eurotiomycetes, Chaetothyriales, Herpotrichiellaceae. The record is from RefSeq and is a predicted model, not a curated record. The transcript has 2 exons.
AUGGCCACGCCUGCUCGUCAGCCGUUUGGCAUCUUGAACGAAUCCAAGCUGAGAAGCUUGCAGAGUGUGAAGAAUCGACAAAAUGCUCUCACACCAAACUCUGCUCCAACAUCCUUGAAGCGCCGAGCCAUCUCUCCCGACGUUGACGGAGGCUCAGACGGCGAAAAUGUCGACCCAAGCAUUCUCGACUCGUUGCACAAACGCAAGAGAUCAGCCUUUGGUGAUGAUGUAUCACUCGCAAAGACACAUCGCUAUUCUUUGAAUGUGACUGCUCUCUCGUCCACCCAACAUCGUCUUAGUACGGCCCUUGCCUCCACUCCACGUCUUGAUACCUUUGUUAAGCCGUCAUCGACCCCUGUCUCUGCACCUGCAGCAGGCCGUUCGCCAACGCGUAAGCGCUCUGGUCUUCUUCAGUCUCGGAAGCGUUUCAAUCCACCACCCUUCUCUAGUUCGACCCAAUCCCCCACUCUCUCCUUAUCCGCUGCCCUGAAUGGCACAAAGAAAUCACGAGUUCAAUCUCGCAAGCUUCAGAAGGCUACAAUUGAAAGCAGCAAGCCCAAGUCAUGGUUCUUCGACAUAUAUGAGGAAACCGAGGAAGUCCAAGACUACCGUAUGAACGAAUGGACCAUGACACAGAGCGCCACAGGGUUGGAUAUCAGCGAUGACGAGAGCAAGAGUCUGCACAAGAAGUCGUCGUCGGUGGAUAGAGGCAAGGAGAACAUUGAUCCCAACGAGGUAACCGUACCCGUGACCAGGUCCAUGGCUGCUGCUGCUGCCAACGCCGCCGCGGAAAAGGCCAGGGGGAAGGAGGUCAAGAUGAACGACGAACCCAGAAGCCCGCUCGCAGAUCUCGAUCCUGCGGAGUACUAUGGCGAAGGCCUUGAUGCCACUAGUGUGGUUCUCGUGCACGACGACGAAGAGGCAGAGACUGACGUGGAAGGCGAAGAGACGAAGCAGCCGCACGAUUUCACCUUCCAACCCUCCACCGCCAGCACGUCACUGACGUCAACUGCGAAGAUCAUCGAAGACCUAAACGCCCCAACACUGGCCGAGAUACUGAGCUCUGCCACCCCGAAUGCACUCGAUAGCACGCUAGUCGAGAAGGCUGAAGCCCCUGGCUACCCUCUUAAACGUGUCCACGCCACUCAUGCUGAUGCUGAUGGUGAUGUCGAGAUUGAAAUCUGGGAAAGCGAGAGUGCAAAGGACGAAAAUGAGAAAGCUGAUCUUCCGCUCGAGAAUGUUGUCGACGUAGGCAGCCCAUGCUCGUCUGUUGGGGAUCAAAAUGUCUUCGCGCUACAGGAGCUGUGA